Messenger RNA from Peronospora matthiolae, 465 nucleotides. The record is from the annotation of a GenBank genome assembly. NCBI's taxonomy places the organism in Eukaryota, Oomycota, Peronosporomycetes, Peronosporales, Peronosporaceae.
AUGCUCACGGUAAACCAAUCAUCUCAGAAAGCACGACAGAGGGAGGAGGAGCUGCUGGAAACCAUUUUGGUGAAACAUCUUGUGGCCGGCAAUGAUACUACGGCGUGGUUGAAGUGGCUCGUCGUCCGUUGCAACCCGAAGGUAAAGUUAGUUGCAGUAGGAGCUGUUGAGAACUACCGCGUGAGUUACGACCCAGGUUUCGUGCCCGCUAUGGUGGACUUCAACAUGCACUUGAACACGGGAAGCGUAAAGGGCAACUCGGAGUAUAGUCAUGAGAGAUUAUACCAAGAACUGUGGCGCAACGCCGAUGCCUAUAUCAGGAGAGGUACACACGUCUACAACCCGUCGUAUAAACUAGGACGAAUAAAGAAGCGUGCUGGAGGUCGCUCUACAUUUUGGGACGGUGACGCUGAUGCAGAAAUCGUGGAUAGACAGGUCGACUGUUCACCUUGGACCGUGAUUUAA